Molecule: messenger RNA, 1376 nt
Organism: Caenorhabditis elegans
Lineage: Eukaryota; Metazoa; Nematoda; Chromadorea; Rhabditida; Rhabditidae
Source: the annotation of a RefSeq genome assembly
AUGUGCUCCACAAGCCUCGGCUUCUUUGCUUCCGACGAAGUUUAUUCAAAGCUUUUCCAUGUUCUUACCAUUAUUGAAGUUUUCAUUCAUUCUUUCGGGGCAUAUAUUAUAAUUUCAAAAACUCCGAAAAAGUUGGAAGCCGUGAAGGCUGGAAUGUUACUGUUACACUUUGUUGGAGCUUUUGUCGACAUCUAUUUCAGUUUAUUAACCAUGCCAGUCUUGUUUUUGCCAGUUUGUGGAGGCCGCCCGCUUGGUAUUCUUUCAUGCUUUGGCGUUCCAGUUUCCGUGCAAACUUAUGUUGGCAUUUCGAUACUUGGAGGUUAGUACUGCUGAGUUCUUUUAAAAGUCCUGAGUUCUCACAAAUGUCAAUCUCUUUAAGAAGUUUUUUUGCAGUGAUAAUUGCUACAAUUCUAAUAUUCCUGAAGACCGUCGAUACCGAUUGGUUCACGGUGGGAAAUAUAGCACAACGAGAAAAUGGUAUCGACUACUGCAUAUAACUUUACUAUAUUUUUUGGCAGCAUCAUUUCCUGCUCCGGCUUUUUUUAAUCUUCCUGACCAGAAAGAAGGAAAACAGCUGGUUCAGCAUGUGAGAUUUUAACAUGAAUUAAUGGGUUUGGCUUGGCCAACUUUCAAAUCAAAUACUGCUUUUAAAUUAUUUCACAAAAUUUGUUAAUUUUCAGAAAAAUCAGUGUAUUCCAACCAAUUUUUUUGACCAUCCCAAGUUCUUUUUACUUGAUCUCACUGGAAACUACAUAGUUAUUUGCAUUGUUGGCAUGUUGAGUCUCCUAAUCUUUCAAAUGUUUGUGCAAAUUGCGUUGAUUUUUCGUCAAUUGUUAAAACACACACCCAUCUCUAGAAAUACACAGCGUCUACAAAAACAGUAUUUUGUUGCCAUGAGCUUACAAUUCGUCAUCCCAGUCGUUAUCAUUGCUUUUCCGGUUGCUUAUAUUGUGCUCUCAAUAUGUUUAGGAUACCAUAAUCAAGGUGUUUCUAUACAAAUUCUGUUAACAUUUAGAAAUAUUGCUCGAUUUCAGGUGCAAAUAAUUUGGCGUUUUUAAUUAUCUCAUUACACGGAGUCUUAUCAACAAUGCUGAUGGUUCACAGACCUUAUAGAAAAUCAAUUUUUGAGAUGUUACACCUGGAUUCAUUUCAGACAGCAAGCAGCAGUCAAUCUAUCUGGAGACUCUCUUAUUGAGUUUUGUGAAUUGCACAAAACUCCAUACGUUUUUUUCUCUUUUUUAAAACACAUUUCAGAAGCCAAUAAAAUUCUUUACUCUAAUUCGAAAGGUAUAUUCGGGAACAAUCAAUUUUGAAAUAUUACACUUGGAUUCAUUUCAGUCAGCUGGCAGUCUCCAAUCUAUCUGGAAACUUUCUUA